Messenger RNA from Cuscuta epithymum, 2232 nucleotides. The record is from the annotation of a GenBank genome assembly. Lineage: Eukaryota; Viridiplantae; Streptophyta; Magnoliopsida; Solanales; Convolvulaceae.
AUAUCCUUAUCAUAAUCAGACGACUACCAGUGUGGCAGUGUCCCACUCAAGGUCCGUCAUCUGUUUCUAUUUUUUCUGCCAUUUUUGGUUCAUAUUAAUGCUCAAUUGCUAUUCAAGAUUAUAGGAUGGAUGCAGCUAGAGUUUUUAUGGCUUUGCUACUAGUUUGGUUGGCUAUGCCUUUCCUUCUUGGAGUAACAUCUCAUGGGAUACAGCCACUAGCAAGGAUUGCAGUUCAUAAUUCAGUGGUUGCUUUGGAUAGUCAGUCUUUUGUUAAAGUUUAUCCUUCUCUUCUCGGCCAAAAUGGUCAAAACAAAGAAUGGGUUACUUUGGAAUACGUCAGACCAAAUCCAUCUAGUGAUGACUGGAUUGGAGUGUUUUCUCCGGGAAAUUUCAGUGCAUCAACCUGCCUCCCUGAGAAUCAAAUGACAAGUCCACCUUGGUUGUGUACAGCACCUAUUAAGUUUCAAUUUGCAAAUUACUCCAACUCCAAGUACAUAGAGACAGGAAACGGGUCACUUAAGCUUCAAUUGAUCAACCAAAGAUCGGACUUCUCUUUUGGGUUGUUUUCUGGUGGAUUAUCAAAACCAAAGCUUGUCGCAACGUCAGAUAUUGUUUCCUUUGAAAACCCAAAUGCACCAUUGUACCCAAGGUUAGCACAAGGGAAGAUGUGGGAUGAAAUGACUGUGACAUGGACAAGUGGAUAUGGGAUCAAUGAGGCAGAGCCAUUUGUGGAGUGGGGUAAAAAAGGAGAGGAUCAGAAACACUCUCCCGCUGGGACUCUCACUUUUGACCGCAGUAGCAUGUGUGGUGCACCUGCUAGAACUGUGGGAUGGCGUGAUCCAGGGUUCAUUCACACUGCCUUCCUCAAGGAGCUUUGGCCCAACUCAUUGUAUACUUACAAGCUGGGUCAUAAGCUGUUAAAUGGCACAUACGUCUGGAGUCAGAUUUACCAAUUCAAGUCAUCUCCUUACCCUGGCCAAUGUUCUGUACAGCGUGUGAUCAUUUUUGGCGACAUGGGAAAGAAUAGGAGGAAGCUGAUGGGUCUAGUGAGUAUAACAACUAUCAACCUGGAUCCCUUAAUACCACUAAGCAGCUGGUUGAUGAUCUGAAAAAUUAUGAUAUAGUUUUUCACAUUGGAGAUAUCUGCUACGCAAAUGGAUACAUCUCUCAGUGGGACCAGUUUACGGCACAAGUAGAGCCGAUCGCUUCAAGGGUACCUUACAUAGUUACAUGAUCACAAGUGGCAAUCACGAGCGUGAUUGGCCUGGGUCAGGUUCAUUCUAUGGGAACAUGGACUCGGGUGGCGAAUGUGGUGUCCCAGCUCAAACAAUGUUUUAUGUUCCUGCUGAAAAUAGGGAAAAGUUCUGGUACUCUACAGAUUAUGGCAUGUUCCGGUUUUGCAUUGCUGACACCGAACAUGACUGGAGAGAGGGAACAGAGCAGCAUAAUUUCAUUGAGCACUGCCUUGCAUCUGUUGACCGACAGAAACAACCAUGGCUCAUUUUCCUUGCCCACCGGGUACUUGGUUACUCUUCUGGUGAGUCCUAUGCCAACGAAGGAUCGUUUGGAGAGCCAAUGGGAAGGGAAAGCCUUCAAAAGCUUUGGCAGAAGUAUAAAGUAGAUAUUGCCAUGUAUGGUCACGUCCAUAACUAUGAAAGGACAUGUCCUAUUUACCAGAAUAUUUGUACAAGCAAAGAGCAACACUUCUAUAGAGGCAGCUUGAACGGGACAAUACAUGUUGUUGCCGGGGGAGGAGGUGCAGGCCUCGCGGGUUUUGCCAACAUAUCAACUUCAUGGAGUCUGUCCAAAGACCAAGACUACGGAUUUGUCAAGUUAACAGCAUUUGAUCAUUCAAACCUCCUGUUUGAGUACAAGAAGAGCAGGGAUGGUAAAGUAUAUGACUCCUUCAGGAUAUCACGGGAUUACCGAGACAUUUUGUCUUGCACGGUGGAUAGCUGCCCAAGCACGACACUUGCAUUUUAAUCCAAUGUAAUGAGGAAAUAUCCUCCUUCACCGCCAGUUUGGUUUUUCUCUUACACUGACUGCUUGACACAAUACCUUUCCAAUGACAUGCAUGAGCUGGCAAUAUGAACUGCUGCAUUGACAAAAAUCAGAGCGAAAGAUAGGAUAAGUUAUGGUUGGUAAAAUCAGAUCGUUUAAAAUGCAUUUUAAUUGUAUGGUUCCGGUAAGGUGAACUGUGGUUGCCUUGAUCAAAUUUAAACUGAAGUCUAC